AUGCCCCAUCACUACUCUGUCUACCUAUCUAUAUGCUACAAUCAGCGAGGAGACUUUGGGAAAAUCGAGUUUGACAGAUUUUGGUUCCCUAACCUGGAUGAACUAUGGAUUGUGAAGGUGGGAGACAUCGAUCCACGCUGGCAAAUCCCGGUGAACAAGCAAGCGACAUACGAAUCUCGGCUCAAAGAGCUGGCGAAGCAAUUCAGGUACUGGGUGGAGGAUGAGAUCAUCGAGAUGGCACCUCUAGACCUCAGCGACCCUGAUUCUCACGCUGUUCUCUACGAAGGCCGCUGUGGAAAAGAGGAUUGUCACGAACUCAACCAGGGACGCACGAAGAUGGUAUCCAAGGUUGUCUUUCUUGAUGGAAAAUACAAGGCUCCCGAUGAUGGCCAGAAAUGGGUUCGAAUCUUUCCCUUGCAGGCGAAAGAAGGAACGGGAGCAGGGGACCAAACCCAUGCGAAUGGGCUGAGGUGGGUUGCCAUUGAGAGAAUCUUGACCUUCAACCUAUACCGCGAAGCCUGGAGCGAAGGUGGAAGGGAGAUCAGACGACGCAGACCGUUGACUUAA
Messenger RNA from Fusarium graminearum PH-1, 567 nucleotides. RefSeq lists its product as uncharacterized. NCBI's taxonomy places the organism in Eukaryota, Fungi, Ascomycota, Sordariomycetes, Hypocreales, Nectriaceae. The record is from RefSeq and is a predicted model, not a curated record. The transcript has a single exon. Bases 1 to 567 code for a protein of 188 amino acids.